Molecule: messenger RNA, 1578 nt
Organism: Penicillium griseofulvum
Lineage: Eukaryota; Fungi; Ascomycota; Eurotiomycetes; Eurotiales; Aspergillaceae
Product: Major facilitator superfamily domain, general substrate transporter
Exons: 4
Coding region: 1-1578 (525 amino acids)
Biological process (GO): transmembrane transport
Cellular component (GO): membrane
Molecular function (GO): transmembrane transporter activity
Source: RefSeq, a predicted model, not a curated record
AUGGGGGACAAGAAAGAACCCCUCCCAGAGACACUGAAGCCUCAGAGUGGAAAUGAUGUCCAACACAUAGAGGAGAACCUCAAGGUUUCGGUAGCAAACAAAAUAAAUCAAGGAGAAGACAACGAACUAUAUCUUGAAGCAAUUCAGAGGUAUCCAAAUGAUGAGUCUAUCAACAAAGAAGCCGAAAAGAGGUUGAAACGAAAGCUUGACAUACGCCUCCUUCCACUUCUUGGCAUAUGCUAUUUCUUUUAUUAUGUCGACAAGACGACACUUUCCUACGCAGCGAUCUUUGGCAUCAAAGAUGACCUCCAUUUAUCCGGUUCACAAUACUCGUGGUUGUCAAGUAUUUUCUACUUUGGAUGGCUGUUUUGGGCAAUCCCUUCUAAUCUCCUCAUGCAACGGAGCCGGAUGGCUUGGUAUCUCGCCUUCAACAUCUUCAUGUGGGGCGUGCUUCUCAUGUGCGAAGCGGCAUCGCAGAACUUCGCGGCGCUUGCGGCACUCAGAAUUAUUUCUGGCGCAUUUGAGGCUAUUGCUGACCCUGCGUUCAUGCUCGUCGUCUCUACAUACUAUACCCGUGCCGAGCAACCAUGGCGUAUUUCGGCAUACUAUCUAUGGAAUGGCAUCGGUGUUGCUGGUGGCGGUCUUAUCGGUUACGGAAUCGGUAAUAUCAAAGGUGGUCUUCAAUCUUGGCGCUAUGAGUUUCUCAUCAUCGGUGCUGUCUGUGCUGCCUGGGGAAUUGCAAUCGAUUUGCUGUUGCCUAACUCGCCAGCGACAUUUUGGGGCUUUAAUCGUGAAGAGAAGCUCUUGAUGAUUGCGCGAUUGCGAUCUAAUCAGACCGGUAUUGAGGGGCGGAAAGUUAACUGGGGUCAGGUCAAAGAGGCGUUUCUCGAUUAUAAGACGUGGCUAUUUACCCUUUUGGGAUUCCUUGCCAACGUCCCAAACGGCGGAAUAUCCAAUUUCUCCACUUUGGUCAUCCAAGGUCUUGGGUUCGAUACACUCAAUACGGCACUUCUCGGUAUACCCCAGGGAGUGAUCGUGGUAAUUUGGAUUGUGCUCGGAGGAUAUGCCAACCAAUACAUGCCAAAGAAUAGCCGGACUCUGGUCUGCGCACUGUUCAUGAUCCCGACGAUUGCGGGUGCCCUCGGUUUCUUGCUUGCCCCCGAAAAUGCAUACGUCGGUCGACUGAUCUGCUUCUAUCUCACCGGAUCAUACCAAGCCUCAUUUGUGAUAUCUCUUUCCCUCGUUACGUCCAACACUGGUGGGCAAUCCAAGAAAAUGAUCGUAUCUGGUAUGAUCUGGUUUGGAGCAUGCGUCGGCAACAUCGCUAGUCCCUUCUUUUACAAAUCCGAGCAAGCACCCGCAUACCCCCUGGGUAUUGGCUCUUUGUUAGUUGCCAACUGCCUUGAGCUCGCGCUUUUCUUCGUAUUCCGCUUUGCCUUUAUUUGGGAGAACAAACGAAAGGAGAAGAUGCGCGAGGAAUUGCGGGAGAGAGGAGGCGAGGCUGAGCUUUUGGCUGAUGCCACUGCUUUCGCUGAUCUUACCGAUGCACAAAACCCGAAUUUUGAGUACGUAUAUUAA